GUACCAUUUUUCAUCCAUAAACCUAUAAACCUUAAUUUUCUAAUAUCAUCAUUUUUAAGAUGUCUUCUUCUUCGGUAGAAUCAGUUCGAGAACUUCUCAACAAACAAUGGAAAACCGUUCCCUUUCCCAACAUCAAAUCCAGCGAUCUCUUCUCUCUCUUCCUCAAAGUGGGUUUAGCUAUUUCCACCAUUUUUCUUAUCUCCCAUCUUUUCUACCUAUCUCUCAAUUACCACCAACCACAAAGCCACUAUGAUCAUUUAGCCUUAAAAGAAAUGUUCCAUCGCAGCACCCCAAAAACCUUAAUCAUAGACUCCGGUCCUGCCGAACAGCCGACCGCCGCAGCUGAAGAACCCACCAAGAUCUCCCACGUCUUGUUUGGAAUCGGCGGCUCUUAUGCUACAUGGAACACACGUCGGUUCUAUAGCGAACUUUGGUGGCGUCAAAACACCACCAGAGGCUUCGUGUGGCUAGAUAGAGAGCCACCAAUAAACGAGACGUGGCCAGAGACUUCUCUGCCAUAUAAAGUCUCUGCUGACACGUCAUCGUUCAGAUACACUUGUUGGUACGGCUCUCGUUCAGCUAUUCGCAUAGCGCGAAUACUAAAGGAGGGUUUUGAAUUAGGGUUAGAUAAUGUGAGGUGGUUUGUCAUGGGCGACGACGACACGGUGUUCUUUACCGACAACCUACUUACGGUGUUGUCGAAAUAUGAUCACAAUCAAAUGUACUAUAUUGGUGGAAAUUCGGAGAGUGUGGAACAAGAUGUGGUACAUUUUUACACUAUGGCUUAUGGCGGCGGAGGGUUUGCUAUAAGUUAUCCUUUGGCGGCGGAGCUUGUGAAGAUUUUGGACGGUUGCAUUGAUAGGUAUUCUGAGUAUUAUGGUUCUGAUCAGAAAAUUCAAAGUUGCAUUAGUGAAAUUGGCGUUCAGAUUACCAAAGAACCUGGUUUUCAUCAGGUUGAUAUACGUGGCAACCCAUAUGGGUUAUUAGCAGCACACCCGGUAGCACCAUUGGUCUCAUUACACCACUUAGAUUACGUGGAUUCAAUUUUCCCAAACAUGCCACGUGUCGAUUCAGUCAAAAAAUUAAUAACCGCUUACAAAUCGGACCCGGGUCGAACUAUCCAAAAAUCAUAUUGCUACGACCAUACCCGAAAUUGGUCGGUUUCAGUUUCAUGGGGCUAUAGUGUUGAAUUAUAUCCAUUUUUACCAAGGGCCAAAGAAUUUGAAAUGGCUUUACAAACUUUUAAAACGUGGCGGAGUUGGAGUGAUGGCCCGUUUACGUUUAAUACCCGACCCGUUAGUGGUGAUCCGUGUGAAAAGCCUUUGGUUUAUUUUAUGGAGCGGGUUGAUGAUGUUGGUAAGGGAUUGACCCGGUCUGGGUAUAAGAGAUACGACGCCGUUUCGGAGAAGAAGUGUGAGAGGGAAGAUUAUAAACCGGUUUUGGAAAUUCAAUAUGUCAACGUUUCGGCGCCUUUGCUUUUGCCUCAUUAUUGGAAAGAGGCACCACGUAGACAAUGUUGUGAGAUAAUCAAAGAUGCAGAUGGUGUAAACAAUGUGGUUAAUGUCAAGAUAAGAGGAUGUCAACAAUUUGAGAGUGUAACUCCUCGUUAGAAAUUAGAAAUUAAUUUACUACACAUUGAAGAGAAACCAAAGGAUUUUUAUGAAGUCUUUCACAAUGAAAGACUCAAAAAGAGUGAGUUGAUAUUAGGAAACAAAAUGGAUAAACUUUUAUACGUUUUUCAAAUAUUCAACUCAAUCUGUGCAUAUAUUAUAGAGUGACUUUGUAGAUUAAAUUGGCUUUAAUUUUAAUUUUGUUUUUUUAUGAGAAAAUUUCAUUUUUAAUAUAUUUAUUAACAUUUGCAUAACAUAUUUUCGUAACUUGAAAUGUAUUGUAAUUUACCAAUGAAUUGGUC
Trifolium pratense (red clover) is the source of this 1912-nucleotide messenger RNA. RefSeq lists its product as uncharacterized. Lineage: Eukaryota; Viridiplantae; Streptophyta; Magnoliopsida; Fabales; Fabaceae. The record is from RefSeq and is a predicted model, not a curated record. Gene Ontology annotation, molecular function: acetylglucosaminyltransferase activity. The coding region runs from base 60 to 1610 and encodes 516 amino acids. The transcript has 3 exons.